Molecule: messenger RNA, 1058 nt
Organism: Jaminaea rosea
Lineage: Eukaryota; Fungi; Basidiomycota; Exobasidiomycetes; Microstromatales
Product: NAD(P)-binding protein
Exons: 2
Coding region: 1-957 (318 amino acids)
Biological process (GO): fatty acid elongation
Cellular component (GO): endoplasmic reticulum
Source: RefSeq, a predicted model, not a curated record
AUGCGAUACCAAAAGAGCUCUGCGGAACCCAGCCAGAACUCGCUGCAUCGAUACUACCACGCCAACGGGGCCAGCACUUCAUCCACUACGAGCAAGAAGGACAAGGCGCCCUAUGCCCUUGUCACUGGGUCGACCGGCGGCAUCGGCGAGGAGUGGGUGCACCAGCUCGCUGCUCUCGGCUUCAAUGUCAUAGCGCAAGGACGCAACGAGUCGAAGCUACAACUCGUCCGCUCAGCAGUUCUCGCUCGCUAUCCUGCCGUCGACGUUCGCCUUCUCGUUACUGAAGCCACCAUCUGGCCAAACGAGCCCCUGGUCACUGGCCUCACCGCUCUUGUCGAGGAUGACCCGUCCGUACGCCUCACGAUCGUCAUCAACAACCUCGGGACCGUCUCCACUGGCUUUCCGAUGCUGGAAGAAGAGUCUAGUGAGAGCGUGGCCGCCGUCAUCACCAGCAACGCCAUCUUUCCAGCAGAGAUAGCGCGCAUCUGCCUCCCUGCCUUGAAGCGCCACCAACCUUCACUCCUCUGCACCGUCACCUCGCUGGGCGCGUGGAAUCCGCCACCAUAUCUCAGCCCCUACGCUGGCACCAAAGGCUUCGACGUAGCAUUCUCCCGCUCCCUCUGGAACGAGAUGGCCAUCGAACGCCAAGAUGUCGACGUCGUCUGCCUUGCGCCCGGCCAAGUCGUCUCGGGAAUGCACAAAUACCCACCAACACUCAUGGCCCCACUCGCCUCCGUCUGGACAGAGAGCGCUGUCGCUGCCUUGCGCAGCACAUGGUGGCGGCCGCGUCCUCCUCCUGUGGUGAUCCCGUAUCGCUGGCACUACUGGGGCCAGAUGCUUGGGCAGUGGAGCCCAAGCUGGUUGAGUGAUACAGUGGCGAGGAAGAUCGCGGUGCAGCUGAAGGCUGAUUAUUGGGAGCAAGCUGAAAGGGAGACGGUGGACAAGAAGUUGCUUUGAUGCGCGACCACCGUCUCAUUUCAGGAGAGCACGAGCGGCAAACCCUAUUCAUCUACAUUUUUGUGACUCCUGGAGAGCUAAUAGAUACCAUUAUAAUCAGC